AGGACUAGCAUCGCACGUCCGCGUGUCCAGCAUAAUUUGCCAGCAAACCUGCAAGCCGGCAACAUCUCUUCGGGACUAUAUUUGCUCCGCCAGCUAAAUUUUGCAACAAAAACCUUUCGUUGACUCGUCAGCAGGCAUGGCUAUGGAAAUAGAUUCAGCAAAACCGACACAAAUGAAAGACGAUGACCUAUUCAAGGCCGCUGAAUCAGGCGAUUCUGAGCUUUUCAAAUCUCUCUCCGAAGACCAGCUUGUCAAAGCCCUUGCUCUCCGCAACGAAGAUCGCCGCUCUCUUCUUCACGUUGCUGUCUCUUCAGCCCACGCGGAGGUUGUGAAGAUACUGUCUGCUGCUGACUCUUCAGUUAGUGGCAUAAACUGUGGAGAUGAAGAAGGUUGGGUACCCCUUCACUCUGCUGCAAGUAGUGGGAAUAUAGACAUUGUGGAGAUUUUGCUUAGCCGAGGAGCUAAUGUGAAUUUAAAGAAUGAUGGUGGUCGCACUGCUCUGCACUAUGCUGCAAGCAAAGGCCACCUCAGGAUAGCUGAAAUUCUGAUUUCGCACAAUGCGAAGAUCAAUGCAAAAGACAAGGUUGGGUGCACCCCAUUGCACCGUGCAGCCAGCACAGGGAACUCUGAGUUGUGCGAACUCUUAAUUGAGGAGGGAGCAGAAGUGGAUGAAGUGGACAGAGAAGGGCAGACUCCUCUCAUGACUGCUGUUGUAUGCCACAAUAAAGAUGCAGCCCUGCUUCUUAUAAGACAUGGAGCAAAUGUUGAUGUCGAGGACAAGGAAGGCUACACUGUGCUUGGCCGAGCUUCAGAUGAUAUUCGGCCUUUGUUAAUUGAAGCUGCUAAGACGAUGCUUGAAGGAUGAACUCUAAAAAUUACACAGGCUAACUAUUAUCAGCGCUUCAGCGUGUGAGCUUUUAUUAGACCAUAGCCAGCAGAUUGUUGUGAUGAAUAUUGUCCUCAAUGUUAGACCACCUUUCCUGCUUUUGCCUACAACUUGAGUCGAUCUUUCUACAGUUAUGAUGCUCCAAGUGAUGUUAGAGAGCGAGCCCUUUAAAUAUGUAGGGAAUUUGAAAAUGCAGUAUUUUUUCCUGAAGUAUCUUUCCCUUG
This is a messenger RNA of Cuscuta europaea, 1110 nucleotides long. The record is from the annotation of a GenBank genome assembly. Lineage: Eukaryota; Viridiplantae; Streptophyta; Magnoliopsida; Solanales; Convolvulaceae.